Molecule: messenger RNA, 1868 nt
Organism: Nothoprocta perdicaria
Lineage: Eukaryota; Metazoa; Chordata; Aves; Tinamiformes; Tinamidae
Gene: CLBA1
Product: clathrin binding box of aftiphilin containing 1
Exons: 6
Coding region: 279-1295 (338 amino acids)
Biological process (GO): intracellular transport
Cellular component (GO): trans-Golgi network membrane; AP-1 adaptor complex
Molecular function (GO): clathrin binding
Source: RefSeq, a predicted model, not a curated record
GGCGGGCGGGAACGCGGCGGGCUGGUACUCUGCACAGAAAGCCUGAACAACUCGCACUUGCCGAUGCCGGAGGAGAGACCGAAGGGCAUCGUGUUGGGAUGAGCACCGCGGCCGCCCUUUGGGGAAAUGAGGAGUUGGAUUAUGUUUUGUAAAUAUUCAGAUCUCUACCUCAUUUAAACAUCACUGGUUCUUUCUGCAGGACAGAAAGUUUUCAAGGCAGAUUUCAGCAAAUUAUUUCUGCUUGAUUUUUUUUUUUUUCCUCAUUCUUUUCCACCAAAAUGCAGAAUCUGACACUAGUAGAAGGCCUUAGUAAUACGGACACGUUACACUGCAUGUCUCUGAAAGAUCUAGUAGCUGAUAUAGCUGRUACGCCUCUCCAUGAAAGGGACUGUGACUCAAAUGAAAGGAGAGAUAAUGAAGAAACAAUUAGUCUUGAAGUAAUGCAGCAGAGCUUCCCUGCAGUGAACAGCGAAGGAAGUUGUGAGGGGGUUUCUGAUGGUACUCAUAGUACACUAGAAAUCAGUGGUUCCUGGGGUGAUUUUGAAGGCUUCAGGGAGCCCUUAGAUAAACUGGAGAAUUUCAGUCUCAAUCCUGAGGUUUUGGGGCAGUCGAUGAAAGCUUCCAAAGGUGAUAUGGACUUGUACGGAGGACGUUGCGGCGCCUCGGUUGGUCCCUUGUCCUCGGAGCCAUCUCUACGCGCUGGGAGGCAGGAGGCUCCUAGCUCUCUGAAUGAGGUAAACCACAGCUAUGAGGAUAUAUUUAAGCUGAGCUUUCCAGAAGUCACUGUACCACAAUCCAGGGAGAGCAUAAGAAGUUUAGAUCAAGUAUUUGAUACAAAUAAUGAAGAUACUGGGAUUCCUAAUUUUAUGAAGAAUCAACUUUGCAUUGAUUGUGGAAACACAUGGAGAAUUCUUAAAGAYGUGGAUAAUACCUCCAGCUUAAGACAUCCUUGGAGUAAAUCCCAUUGCCAAGAAAACCUCUUGAGUGUUCUUGGAAUAAAUGCAAAUCAAAAGGACUUCCCAGAGAGCCAGCAUGACAUUAUUGAUGAAUCAAAUGCUAAAGAUGAUGAGGACUUUGGAUUUGAUGGAUUCAGUAUUAAUAACUGCAAAGCACUGAUCCAGACCAAGCUUUCUGUAUCACCUGAUUCCAGAGAUGGCCAUCUUUUUACUUGCAACCUUUUUUUGAACAGAACAGCAUCAAGUGGAAAUAUGCAAUAUAUAACAGUCCCAAGAAAGAAGCAAAUUUUCACUACGCACAACCUAAAAAUGAAAUUUUUCAGUAAUGAUGUUUGUUAAAAAACAAUGCACUUUUAAAUUUCUUUUUCUUUUUGAACCGAGUGUGUUUUACUUUGUUACUGGUUUGGUACUAGAGACUUGGUAUGUUCUUAGGAAAGUAGCAUAUUGCUAUGUAUGAGGUUCUUAGAGCCACCUUAUUUAAAGGUACUUACACUGUCUAGUUUUGAAGUCUAAGGUGCAAUUUUGUCCUKGUAGGUUUUGUUUGUUGUUGAGUCAUGUCUUUUACUGUAAGUGCAGCUAUAAUCAAACCUUAAAGCUACUUUGAACAAUUCUUUUAACUACUGACUUCUCAGGCCUUAAUAUCUCUUCUAGUAAAACCCUUGUUUUUCUGCCAAAACAUAAACACAUCUUAGGUGUGUUGUGAAGAGUGCCUUGCUCACUGUAUCUUCUCAUAUUUAAUCCACCUUGGAAUAACAGAGGUCAGUCACUUUUCUAUAGCUUAGCAUAAUGAAAAGAGCUUUCUACAUUCUGUGGCUUUUACUGGGGUUUUAAAGAAUAAUUUUUUACCUUGUGUGUCUGAUAGAGCCUACUCUGGUAAUAGAGGUAGAGUUUAUGGUGUGGUCAGAUUCAAAA